This is a messenger RNA of Epinephelus fuscoguttatus (brown-marbled grouper), 450 nucleotides long. It is a transcript of the gene ndufb3, whose product is annotated as NADH:ubiquinone oxidoreductase subunit B3. Gene Ontology annotation, cellular component: mitochondrion. Bases 81 to 362 code for a protein of 93 amino acids. Gene Ontology annotation, biological process: mitochondrial respiratory chain complex I assembly; electron transport chain. The transcript has 3 exons. The record is from RefSeq and is a predicted model, not a curated record. Lineage: Eukaryota; Metazoa; Chordata; Actinopteri; Perciformes; Serranidae.
CUUAUCGUAAUUUUGCCGUAAAACAACGUUAGCUGUCGCAAUCUUCGGUCCAGAAACAGAGGUCACAACACAGGCUCAGCAUGGGAGGUGACCACGGCCACAGCAAGAUGUCUCUGCCUGACUGGCGGCAGUGGAAGACAGAGGGAACACCACUGGAGUUCACACAGCAGAGGCUGGCAGCCAGAGGCCUCAAGGAUCCGUGGGCACGUAACGAGGCUUGGAGAUACGCAGGCGGCUUCGCUCGUGCUGUGACUCUCUCUGAAGUGCUGCUGAAGGGAUUCAAGUGGGGCUUUGCUGCCUUCACUGUUGCUCUGGCUGUAGAGUACGCCCUAUUCCCACCGAAGAAGGGCGGCCACCAUUAAUACUCAUCAUUUUCCCUCAAACACAGACCAUAAUGGAAUCUAAUAAUAUUAUGUAUUUUCUGUUUAAUAAAUGUUUUUCUGAUCACUC